Ambispora gerdemannii is the source of this 402-nucleotide messenger RNA. NCBI's taxonomy places the organism in Eukaryota, Fungi, Glomeromycota, Glomeromycetes, Archaeosporales, Ambisporaceae. The record is from the annotation of a GenBank genome assembly.
AUGCCGCCAAAGGCUGAAAAAAAACCUGUAUCUUCAGCCAUUAAGGCAACAACUUCAAAAGCGACAGUUGAAAUGAAAGAACAGAAACCAGUAGGCGAAAAAGGCAAAAGGAGGAAGGCUAGAAAAGAGACCUACUCCAGUUACCUCUACAAAGUGCUCAAACAAGUUCACGCAGACACUGGAAUUUCUAACAAGGCAAUGUCGAUCAUGAACUCCUUCGUGAACGAUGUCUUUGAACGUAUCGCGACCGAAGCUUCUAAGCUCGCCGUCUACAACAAAAAAUCAACCAUCUCGUCCAGAGAAAUCCAAACGGCUGUUCGUCUUAUUCUUCCUGGUGAAUUGGCGAAACACGCCGUUUCUGAAGGCACUAAAGCGGUCACUAAAUAUACCAGCUCCAAAUAA